Effrenium voratum is the source of this 825-nucleotide messenger RNA. NCBI's taxonomy places the organism in Eukaryota, Dinophyceae, Suessiales, Symbiodiniaceae. The record is from the annotation of a GenBank genome assembly.
AUGCCACGCUUCAUCACCGAUUAUCGCAGCUGGUCAACUGGUGAUGUCAUAGCAGGCGUGACCGUGGCGGUCACCAGCCUCCCACAAUACAUCGCCUAUGCCGAGCUGGCGCAGCUUUCGGGCUUUCGAGGCAUCCUCGCCUCCGGCCCGCCGCUGGUGGUCUUCGCCUUCCUCACGGGGAACCCGUGCCUCAACAUCGGGGUGACGUCCAUCACAGCUCUCAUGGCCACGGCUGAUCUGAAAGGAGGCGAGUACAGGGAGAUGUAUGGAGAAGCUGCCUGGUCCGACAUCCUGGGCUGCUACUCCAUGAUGGUGGGCGUGGCCUCUGUGGCUUUGGCCUUCCUGGGCGCUGGGCGCCUGGUGCGAUACAUCCCCAGCCCCGUCAAGGCGGGCUGGAAGCUGGGCUUUGCGAUGGCCGCCUGUGCAGCGCAAGCGCCCAGCUCCGCCUUCCAACAUGCAAAGAAGCUGAAGACGAUUUGCGAGCUGCCGCUGCUGCAUGGUGCGCCAAUUGCCGGUGGUGCUGCCAACAUGUAUCGGCUGGCAUGGACGCUGACGCAUCCCCAGCACUGGGACGCGGAUGCUGUCCUCUUCUCUGCCAUCACACUGUUUAUCGCAAAUCCUUUCUUGGACUUACACACGCUCCGACGGUGUCUUCUUUACCUUGGAAAACGACCACACCUCCACCGGGGCUUUGCGUCCCGUCCGGCUAUGGCGCUGCCGCUGGACGUGGUGGAGCACUUCCUGCGCCAGGGCUGCGACUUCGAGGACAGGGCGGUGGCGCGCUACGCGGCGGAGAAGGCGGAGGCCUUCGUGCUGAGGCCCUGA